GGGUGCAAUUGGGUAAAGUGAGACAACCUCAAUGGUUUUUUUUAUGUAUUAUCCCUGUAUAAUUGCCACCACAUUUGUCUACACAUCUCUUUUUGAGUCCCUAAUUACUCCUUCGUUAUCAAGACCCCAAUUAAGAGACGGUCCAAAAUGGAGCAAAAUGCCAUUUAUAUACAGUCUCUUGCAUCCGCUGGGGAGAAUAAUUCUUCUGGGGCUUGAACUGUGAAUAGAAAAUAUUUGUCGAGAUGCCGUCGCUGGGUAACUACACCACCGACAGCACAAAUGGACAUUCAAAUAUAUUUGGGCAUGAAAAAUGUGAUGCCUAUUUACUUUUCCAUUUAGAAACUUUUUUAGGCAAAGGCUUUCGGGCUUUCUUGUACUUUUUGGGUCUUGCCUAUUGUUUUGUCGGAUUGUCAGCUAUAACUGCUCGGUUUUUCCGGUCAAUGGAAAGUGUUGUUAAGCAUAGUCGAACUGUAGAGACGCUAGACCCUCGCAGAGGCACGAAAAUCGUCAAAGAUGAAAAGGUGUGGAAUUACACAAUUGCAGACAUCACUCUACUGGCAUUUGGGACUAGCUUUCCACAGAUAUCUUUAGCUACAAUUGAUGCAAUACGAAAUAUUGGAAAUUUAUAUGCUGGAGGUUUAGGUCCGGGAACACUUGUCGGCUCUGCUGCGUUUGAUCUAUUUCCGAUACAUGCCGUUUGCGUGGUGGUUCCUAAAGCUGGAGAAUUGAAGAAGAUAUCAGAUAUUGGAGUCUGGCUUGUAGAGCUCUUUUGGUCUUUUUGGGCCUAUAUCUGGCUGUAUAUAAUUUUAGAGGUCUGGAGUCCAAAUGUUAUAACUUUGUGGGAGUCUAUCUUAACAGUGUUGCAAUUUGGGCUAUUGCUGAUUCAUGCGUAUGCACAGGACAAGCGUUGGCCCUAUUUAUCCCUUCCUAUAGAAAGAGCCGAGAGGCCAGAGGAGUGGGUGCCUGCGGAGGCUGCUAAAUAUAGGCCUCUUGACAAGGUUCAUGAUCCACACUCUGAAGUAUCUCAAGUUGGUGAAGAAGAAAGUAGCGGAAUUGUUGAUAUUUUUUCCAUUCAUUCAGGAGAAGGGACAGCAGCUCAUUUUUAUCAAAACUUAGCUGGUGAAGAUGUCACUGAAUCGUCCACGCCCCGUAAUGGCAAUAUCAUUCCUGAAGAAUCUGAUCUCCUCUCAAUUUGGAAGCAUCAAUUUGUGGAUGCUCUCAUGUUGGAGAGUGUGGAAUCCAGAAAAUUGAAUAAUAUAUACCUACGUCUCGCAAGAAUUUUCUGGCAGUCACUUCUUCUACCGUGGAAGCUUCUUUUUGCGUUUGUGCCACCAUAUCAUAUUGCCCACGGGUGGAUUGCUUUCAUAUGCUCGUUGAUAUUCAUCAGCGGAAUAGCUUAUGUCGUGACAAAGCUCACUGAUUUGAUAAGCUGUGUUACAGGAAUAAAUCCGUACGUCAUUGCAUUCACAGCUUUGGCAGGUGGAACCUCAUGGCCUGAUCUCGUGGCCAGCAAAAUUGCUGCAGAACGGCAGCUUACAGCCGACUCUGCCAUUGCUAACAUUACCUGCAGCAAUUCGGUGAACAUCUAUAUAGGCAUCGGUGUACCCUGGUUCAUCGACACAUUGUACAACUACAUUGCAUACAAGGAGCCACUACGAAUAGAGAAUGCAGAAGGACUAAGUUUCUCUUUGCUUGUUUUCUUCUCCACUUCCGUAGCAUGUAUCGGUGUUUUGGUGUUUAGGCGGCUUACUCUCGGUGCUGAGCUUGGCGGGCCAAAAGUUUGGGCAUGGGUAACUUGCAUAUUUUUCAUGUUUUUAUGGCUCAUAUUUGUUGUGCUAUCAUCUCUCAGAGUUUCCGGGAUCAUAUAGCAAACUUAGUCCAAAUCAAGGUUUUGCUAAAUAUCGCUGGUUCGUUCCUAGCGAGGUCCGCCCUCAUGGUUAUGUACACUUGCAUAAUGCAAUACAAUUGUGCACGCAAUUUUCUUUAGUCAUUGUAAUGAUCAAUGAUAUAUAAAGAUGUGACUUAUUGAAUUUCUUGCAAGAGGAGAGUUACAAAUGUGUUAAA
This is a messenger RNA of Nicotiana tabacum (common tobacco), 2064 nucleotides long. RefSeq names its product magnesium/proton exchanger. The record is from RefSeq and is a predicted model, not a curated record. NCBI's taxonomy places the organism in Eukaryota, Viridiplantae, Streptophyta, Magnoliopsida, Solanales, Solanaceae. Gene Ontology annotation, biological process: transmembrane transport; metal ion transport. Gene Ontology annotation, cellular component: membrane.